AAGACGGGACUUGGUGCACGCGAGUGGACGGACCGCUUGAUGCUCCUGAUCGUGUACUGUUCGAUUUCGACGUCGGAAGCAUUACGAAGCAAUGGUCCGUCUUGAAUAGUGUACCUCCUUCAGGAAAGAACUUGGGACAAGUAAAUCGGUUAUACUUUAUCAGCAGAGGUAACGUUCCUGUCUUCACCGCAGUGUUAGUCGAGUAUCUUCUUAAUGAUGUCAUCGUAUUAUCAUACGGGGAAAGAGGUGGACAUGGCGGCGAUGACGGAACCCCUCUGUUUAGAAAGAGAUGUGUGUAGAGUGAUCGAGCUGUUGGACCGGCUGCAAAGGAGUGGCGAGCUGCCACCUCCCAAGCUGCAGGCGCUGCAGAGAGUCCUACAGAGCAAGUUCUGUGCUGCCAUCAGAGAGGUAUAUGAACAGCUCUAUGACACCUUGGACAUUGUGGGUGGCCCUGAGGUUCGUGCUCAGGCAACAGCUAAGGCCACAGUGGCAGCCUUCGCAGCUAGCGAAGGCCACGCCCACCCCCGUGUGGUGGAGCUCCCCAAGACAGAUGAGGGGCUAGGCUUCAACAUCAUGGGAGGGAAAGAGCAGAACUCUCCUAUUUACAUUUCCAGGGUAAUUCCCGGGGGUGUGGCUGACCGACAGGGCGGGCUAAAGAGAGGAGACCAGCUGUUGUCCGUCAACGGUGUGAGUGUGGAGGGUGAGCACCAUGAGAAGGCGGUGGAGCUUCUGAAAGCUGCGCAGGGUUCAGUGAAGCUGGUUGUGCGCUAUACCCCGAAAGUGCUGGAGGAGAUGGAGGCCAGGUUUGAAAAGCUCCGCAGUGCCAGUAGGCGGCGCCAGCAGCACACUAGCUACUCGUCUUUAGAGUCUCGGGGUUAACCAAUCCAUUCGUCUGGCCAACCUGUUGCCCACCCCGUCACUCAAUCCUCCAAUGGGAAGACACAAGACUAGCAUUGACAUCAAGAUGAGCACAGACUUGAUUUAGAUGUUACUUAUAUGUUAGUGGAAACUUCCCAAAACAGUAGACCUCAAAUGUACUCUUUCCCCUGGCCACUUGUAGGGAAAGACUGCAUUAUGUAUCCAGUCUGUUGGAAUGAUUAUCUAUCAGUCUAUUUAUUUAUUCACGUCUGUCAGAAAACAGCCAGUUGUAUAUUGUUCAGUAUUGGUAGCAAAGAACAUAGACACAACUAUAGCAAAGAUCUGAUGUGAAUACAGUGUAUUCACCCAUCAGAUGCAUGCAUAUCCACACCUCCAAGGGCUCUGUGUGUGGUGCAACCUGCUUUGUCUAAGAUUUUUAGUAAAGGACUGGAUCCCUUGAGUGAGAGUUGCCUAAGCUCUCAGACCACUCACAUUUCAAUUAUUUGUUGAGUUGAAGUUUCAGACAAAGUACAAAUGGCAAUGUCUGGAGUUGUGCCUGUGUGUCCUAAUAAUAUGGGUGACAUUGUUACUGUAUAAAAGAAUAUAAUAAAGGACUCCUGACCUCAUACUGGAUGAAUCCUCUGAUAAAGGAACACUAUCUGCCUGUCUGUGUAAGCAAGUGAAUUGGAUGAGAGUAUGAGACACAAGUGUUAUGUAAAUGUUGUAAAUAUACUUACUGAUAAAAUGUCAUUCUGUCUACAGGUUCUGUCCCUGUGGUAUGGCUCUUAUUGUGUGUUUUUGAUCUGCCAAUCAUGCCUGUUCGCACAUUCAUGAGCUUACUGACAUUCAUUUAUUCCUACAAUAAAGUCAACAAUCUAAUGGUC
Electrophorus electricus (electric eel) is the source of this 1742-nucleotide messenger RNA. RefSeq names its product lin-7 homolog B (C. elegans) (gene lin7b). Gene Ontology annotation, molecular function: protein binding. The record is from RefSeq and is a predicted model, not a curated record. Lineage: Eukaryota; Metazoa; Chordata; Actinopteri; Gymnotiformes; Gymnotidae.